AUGGAAAGAAAUAUGCUGAUCGAACUUUGGAUGGCUGAAGGCUUCCUCCAAGCAGACGUCAACAGCCAAACGAUGAUGGAGGAAAUUGGAAUUAAUUAUCUGAGAAUUUUAUUGCAGAGUUCAUUGUUUGAAGAAACAGGAAGCUAUGGGAUAACAUAUUAUAAGAUGCAUGAUCUGGUGCACGACCUUGCAGAGUCAAUGUCAAAGUCUACCAAAGUCAUUAAUGAUUGGAAUACGCAUAUAGUAGACAAUGGUGAUCAGAUUCGUUACCUUGCAAUAGACUCAUCUGGUGCCAGAGAAGACAGAGAAAAACUUUUGGAGAGUCUAUCAACUUCGUUUCAUACAUUAUUCAUCGUAAAUGGUGACUUAUCUGGUGAUAUGUUAAUGAAGUUGAAGAACUUGUAUGUUUUGAAUUUGUCUCGUGCAAGAAGAACUCAAGAGCUACCAGUCUCAAUUGGCAAACUGAUACAUUUGCGGUAUGUUAACCUUUCAUGGUCUUCAAUCAGUAUUUUGCCAGACUCCCUUUGCAAGCUUUAUAAUCUGCAGACAUUGACGCUAAGUGGCUCAAAUGUUAAAGAUCUUCCGAAGGGAAUGUGCAAUUUGAUUAGCUUGAGACAUCUCCACUAUUACAUAGAUUAUGAUGAAGAAUUUCAAAUGCUGCGAGAGAUGGGAAGGCUGACUUGCCUUCAAACUCUAGAGUUCUUUAGCGUGGGUCGAGAGAAGGGUCGACAAAUUGGAGAGCUUGGAUGCUUGAAGAACCUCAAAGGCAAAUUGGAGAUACGCAAUCUGGAACUAGUAAAGGAUAAGGAAGGAGCUAAGGAAGCAAAACUAUCUGAAAAGGCAAAUCUAUUUAGGCUGGAACUUAAGUGGGCCCCUGAUCGAGAAGGUGACAACUACAACGAUGAAGAUGUGUUAGAUGGCCUUCUACCCCACCCAAAUUUGGAGGAGUUGAUAAUUUGGAAUUUUAUGGGCAAUCAAUUUCCUCGAUGGUUAAUGAAUUUGCCAACAACAACAACACUCCCCGAGUCAACAACAACACCACCACCCAAGUUAGCGCGUUUGGCAUUUAAUUUCUGCAACAGAUGCAGAGAACUCCUUCCCCUGCAAAACUUUACGUCUCUUAAAGAGCUGGUGAUUGAUGAGUGCGAUGGGUUGACGAAUCUGCCCGGUGACUUGCUGCACUCUUGUGCCUCUCUCCAGAAGCUUCAGGUGAGUUGGUGCGACAAUCUUGUCUCCUUUCCGCUUGAUUUGCAACAAACGCCUUCUCUCUUGGAGCUGGGAUUAUACUGCUGUCCCAAACUGAAAACAAGCAUGACACCCAAAGGAUUUGGUUUCCUAACCAGCUUAAGGAAGCUUGUAAUUGGUCCCUUCUCAGAUGAUGGUGAUGAUCAUGAAAAUUCUUCAAUUUACAAUGAGUUUGAUUGGUCUGGAUUGAUAUCCUCUUCGUAA
Messenger RNA from Coffea arabica (coffee), 1449 nucleotides. Its product is annotated as putative disease resistance protein RGA4. NCBI's taxonomy places the organism in Eukaryota, Viridiplantae, Streptophyta, Magnoliopsida, Gentianales, Rubiaceae. The record is from RefSeq and is a predicted model, not a curated record.